Dimorphilus gyrociliatus is the source of this 1876-nucleotide messenger RNA. NCBI's taxonomy places the organism in Eukaryota, Metazoa, Annelida, Polychaeta, Dinophilidae. The record is from the annotation of a GenBank genome assembly.
AAUGCAUAAAAAUGUUGCGUACAACUGUCGAGUGUAUUUUCUCAACAAAAAACUUCUCCUAAUCCGUCCAAAACUACGAUUAUGUAAUGACGGAAAUUACAGAGAGGGACGAUGGUUUACUCCUUGGAUGAAGUUCCGGCAAGUAGAAGAUUUUCAUUUACCACGGUUAAUUCGGGACAUUACUGGACAAAGCCUUAUAUCAAUAGGAGACGCUGUUAUUUCCACAAUUGAUACUUGUAUAGGAAGUGAAAUAUGCGAGGAAAUGUGGCACACUGCUUCUAGUCAUAUAGAAAUGGGUUUAGAUGGUGUCGAGAUAUUUACUAAUUCAAGUGGAAGUCACCAUCAACUGAGGAAGGCCUAUAUUAGAGUAGACCUCAUUAAUUCUGCUACAUCAAAAGGUGGUGGUAUCUAUAUGUUUUCAAACCAUCAAGGAUGUGAUGGUGAGAGGGUGUAUUAUGAUGGGUGUUCGAUGAUAUCUAUAAAUGGGCAUACAGUUGCACAAGGCUCACAAUUUUCUCUUGAUGAUGUCCAAGUCCUGACUGCUACCCUUGACUUGGAGGAUGUUCGAAGCUAUAGAAAUACUAUGAGAAGCCGGAAUGAGGCGGCUGCAUGUGCAUCUCCUUACCCCAGAAUUAUAUGCGACUUUAGCUGUUCUUCUGACGAUUUAUGUCUGCCGUCGUAUCAGCCAGUCCAAUGGCAGUAUCAUUUGGCCGAGGAAGAAAUUGCACUUGGACCAGCCUGCUGGCUGUGGGAUUAUUUAAGAAGAUCUAGACAAGGAGGCUACUUCUUGCCGCUGUCAGGAGGAAUUGACAGUUCAUCUACUGCUGCAAUAGUUGGUUCUAUGUGUCACUUGGUAUGCGAUGCUGUCAAAAGGGGCAAUGAACGUGUGAUCGCAGAUUCUAGAAAUAUUGUUGGUGAUUCAAACUACAUACCUACCGACCCCAAAGAGCUAUGCAACAGAAUUUUUACUACCUGCUAUAUGGGUAGUGAUCAGAGUUCGAAAGACACGAAGAAGCGAGCCUCGGCUCUAGCUGCAGAACUUGGAAGCUAUCAUUUGGAAAUUAAUAUUGAAACUGCAGUAAAGGCAGUUAUUGGAAUAUUUACCACUGCUUUUUCGCUAAUACCCAAGUUUAGAGCUUACGGGGGUUCAGAUAGGGAAAAUUUAGCUUUGCAGAACAUUCAAGCAAGGUUGAGAAUGGUUCUUGCUUACCUAUUUGCACAGCUUUCUUUAUGGGCCAGAGGGAAACCAGGAGGCUUGCUUGUCUUAGGUUCGGCUAAUGUCGACGAAUGCUUAAGAGGAUAUAUGACCAAAUAUGAUUGCUCCAGUGCUGAUAUUAAUCCUAUUGGUGGAAUAAGCAAGACUGAUUUAAAGUCAUUUAUCCGCUACUGUGUCGACCAUUUCAAAUGGACCAGCUUAAAUUCAAUUUACGCAGCACCACCAACAGCUGAACUGGAGCCUUUAAAAGACGGAGAAUUAAGUCAGACAGACGAGCAAGAUAUGGGUAUGACGUAUGAUGAAUUGUCGAUAUAUGGUAAAUUACGAAAGCAAGCAAUGUGUGGUCCAUAUUCUAUGUUCUGCAAACUAUAUGGUCUAUGGUCAGAUAAAUUUUCUCAUAUCCAGAUUGGGACCAAAGUGAAAUAUUUCUUUAGAUGCUAUGCAAUUAAUAGACAUAAAAUGACUGUUGCCACUCCGUCCUAUCACGCUGAAUCUUAUAGCCCGGAUGAUAAUCGUUUCGAUCAGAGGCCGUUUCUAUAUCCAGCUGAUUUUACCUGGCAGUUUAGAGCCAUCGAUGAAGAGGUUGGCAAUAUCGACAGGAAACGAAACUUAGAAAAGAAAGCAAAAACAACUGAGAAAACUAUUGGAGUAGUUGUGUAA